Molecule: messenger RNA, 764 nt
Organism: Asparagus officinalis (garden asparagus)
Lineage: Eukaryota; Viridiplantae; Streptophyta; Magnoliopsida; Asparagales; Asparagaceae
Product: E3 ubiquitin-protein ligase RHA1B-like
Exons: 1
Coding region: 52-531 (159 amino acids)
Biological process (GO): protein ubiquitination
Molecular function (GO): ubiquitin protein ligase activity
Source: RefSeq, a predicted model, not a curated record
CUCCCCCUCUCUAUAAUCUUUCAUACUCCAACUCCCUCUUAUAAUCUAUUCAUGGACCUCACUUACGUUUCUUAUACCAUUCAUAUCCCAAAACCUCUGAUAUCAUUCCUCCGUGCUAUUGAUCUCGUCGGCUAUAUCAUCUCCGUUAUCUUCUACUAUUUACAUCUCUACCCUUCUUCCGAACUACAGCCCCCUCCGUGGGAAGAUCGCGCUAUAGAGAACUCGGUCUCAUCGCCUCCUGCGAUGAGUACUCCUCCUUCGCUUAAGAGCACACUUCCAGUUGCAGCCUACGGCCUGUUUCUGAAGAAAAAUUAUGGGUAUUUCGAUAAUCAUGAAGAGCCAAUGUGCGCGAUUUGUUUGACUGGAUUUAGAUUGAAGGAGAAGGUGAGAGAUCUACGAAACUGUGGGCAUUUGUUUCAUAAGCAUUGCAUUGAUCGAUGGAUUGAUAUGGGGAAGGUUACGUGUCCAUUGUGCCGAUUGGAGCUAUUGCCGGCCAGGGGAAAGGGAGGUACACGGGGAUUGUUUUUUUGAUUUUUGUGAAGAAGCUCAUGUGAAUUUUCGAAUCAGGGGCUUGGAUUUGUGCCUGUGGCUUGGUUGGUGACAUGAUGCUCGUCAAUUUAAGUAAAUGACAUAGUCUUCUUCUGUAGAAUUGUAAGUUUUGUGUUAUUAAAAUUUUAGGGGCAAAUAUGUGCAUACUGUAGCUAGGGGUCAAUUAGAAUUGAAAGACAAUUUCUUUCCUUCAGUAGGGUUGUUUACCUAUUAAC